AUGAGGAAGGGCGCGGGGACUGAGGAGGACGACGGUCCAUACACUGUUGCUUUCCCUUCAUCAGAGACCGAUUACAACAGAAACUCUAACUACAUUCGCACCACCAAAUACACGCUGUAUUCAUUCUUCCCAAAAACCCUUUACAACCAGUUCCGCCGGUUUUACAACCUGUACUUCCUCGCAGGGGCGCUGUCCGUCAUCGCUGGCGUCUCCAGUUUGUCACCAGCGUCACAGAUCCUGCCGUUGCUCAUCGUUCUCGCCUUCUCUCUUGCAAAAGAAGCAUACGAAGACUAUUCACGCUAUAAAGCCGAUCGAGCCGCCAACACCGCCCCAGUGAUAGUCCUUCGCCAAGGGAAACGGCAGGAGAUCACAGCCGAGCAUGUUCAACCAGGGGAUAUCAUAUGUUUAGAGAAGGGCGAUAAGACCCCUGUAGAUGCCAUGAUCCUAUCGACGAAUUACGAAGAUGGGACAUGUUUUGUGGAGACUGCCGAAUUGGACGGGGAAACGAAUCUGAAAAGACGGAGCGCCGUAGGGGAACUGGCACAUGUGCAAACCGACGAGCAAGUGAGCGCAUUGCAGGGGACCAUACAAUGCGAGCAGCCAAAUGAUAAGCUUGGGGUAUUCGAUGGCCUAAUAACGCUCAAUCAACCUCACGGCCAUUCACCGAUUCGAUACCCACUGACACCCACAAACAUCAUACUGCGCGGAUCAAAUGUCCGUAACACUACUUUUGCGUACCUUCUCGUCGUAUAUGUCGGGGGAAACACCAAAAUCAUCCGAAACCUCAAAAAACCGAAGCUGAAAUCAAGCACAUUGGAAAAACGGCUCAAUUGGCUGGUCAUGGGCGCUUUCGUCUAUAACGCGUUCUUGCUAAUCAGCAGUGUGGCUAAUCAACUCACUGAUCCCGCUAAUUACCCUGUUGAAUGGUAUCUAGGACCCGCUGAUAACAACACCGGAAGGCACAUAUUUUAUACCAUCGUCUCGUUCUUCGCCCUUUACACAUACGUCAUACCAAUCUCGCUUUUCGUCACUAUCGAAAUCGUGCGUGUCAUACAAGCGAAAUAUAUUCAAUGGGACUUCGAUAUGCGGUCGUAUAUGACGAACUCCGACGGUUCCGUGCUGACCGUCAAAUCGAAAGCGAAUAACUCCAAUCUCAACGAGGACCUUGGGGUUGUUGAAUACGUCUUCAGUGACAAAACGGGGACUGUGACAAGGAACGAGAUGAAGGUUGUUGGAUGGUACUUGGACGGCGUAGGGCCAAUACCGGCGGGCAUCAGCAGUGGCGCUGGCGCACUCGCAAAGAUGGCCGGUGACAGAUCAUUAGCUGCUGAUGCAAAGGAUCGUGUUAUGAAGUUUGGGCAUUCUCUAGCGCUGUGCCACAGCGUCAUACCUGCGCCCGAUCCACGCGAUUCGGAUGCUUUGCUGUACGAGUCUCAAUCACCCGAUGAAUCGGCCCUCCUCUACGCCAUCAAAACAGAUCAGUUCACGUUGCUGUCACGGACGAAGAACAACAUCAAAAUCAAUGAUCCAUCGCAGCCCGAAAAAGCAGUACCCCUCGAUUUCGUCCAAUUAGCCUUGCUCGACUUCACUUCCGAUCGUAAACGAAUGUCGGUAAUUGUCAGGUACCCAAACGGCGGACCCAUCAUCCUAUACUGCAAAGGAGCCGAUAAUAUCAUUAUAGAACGGCUUGCGGGAGGUCAGGACAAGGCGAUUGACCAUGCGGACGAGGCUUUACGGCAUUACAGUGAACAGGGGCUGAGGACCCUCGUGGUCGCGUACCGGCAGCUUUCAGAGGAGGAGUUUGAGAACUUCCGGGUGGCUUUGGACGAAGCAGAGCGGAGUCUAACAAACAGGGAAGAGAACAUCGCGGAGGUUUCCGAGACCAUUGAACGCGAUCUUCAGUUUUUGGGUUGUACAGCCAUCGAGGAUCGAUUGCAAGAUGAGGUCCCAGAAACGAUCGAGUUUCUUGUCAACUGCGGCAUUAAGGUCUGGUUGCUCACCGGAGACAAGAUGGAAACCGCAAUCAACAUCGGCAUGUCCUCGCGGCUUAUUCUUCCAGAUAUGUUGGUUUUAAAACUCACGGCGCAGUCGGAGCCAGAACUGAAACGCCAGCUCGAGGAAUACAUCGAGGACCUGAGUGGCGCGGGACCAGCGCAAUCGCCGACCCUCAUCAUCCCCGGGGCGACCCUGACAACGUUAUUCACCCACAAACCGGCCCUACCGCAACUUCUCCUUCGCCUCUCACAACUCUGCACGACCGUCAUCGCCUGCCGCGUCACACCCAUUCAAAAAGCGCUCGUUGUGCAACUAGUGCAGGAGAAUCUCAAAUGCACAACGCUAGCCAUCGGAGACGGCGCCAACGACGUCAGUAUGAUUCAGGCUGCCAAUGUCGGCGUAGGUGUCGUGGGCCGGGAGGGCACCCAGGCUGUGCGUGCUGCCGAUUACGCGAUUGGCGAGUUUCGGCAUCUUGCGAAACUCCUUGCCGUUCAUGGCCGGUGGAGUAGGCUGAGAUUAUCGAGUCUGGUGUACUACUCGUUCUACAAGAACUUGGUCAUGAUCACCGUGCAGUGGUGGUUUGGGUUCCAGUGCGCGUGGAGCGGGGCUCUCGUCUACGAGGAGCUGUUUUUGACGGGAUUCAAUAUCGUGUUCACCUCCUUACCGCCAUUCUUUCUCGCUAUAUUCGAUUACGAUGCACGGCCGGGGACUUUGCUGAGCAAUCCGCACUUAUACAAAGCUGUCCGCCAUGGACUCUACUGGUCCAACGUGCGCAUGGUCCGCACUCUCGUUGAAGCCUUUCUCACCGCCACAGCUAUCUUCUACACGGUCUACCUCGCAUUUCACAAUAACACACUCGAUCCUAACGGAUACAGCGCCGGAUACUGGACUCAGACGUAUCUCUUUUCCACCCCGAUGCUGGUCAUUGUGCUUAUCCGAGCCGCGAUGAUGAAUGUCGUUUGGGUCGGCAGAUUCGCCGCCGUCAGUUUGGGCGUGCUGGUGUUUUCAUUGCUAUGCAAUCUGGCUGUCAUGGGCGUCGUUGAAUGGCUCAAGUGGGUCGAUGAGGGCACGUUUGAGAGCGUCCAUGUUUUGCCUGGCUUCUGGGUAUGUUUUCGAACUGUGAAGUGCGAGUAUGUGUUCGUCCUGCGUGAGUUGGCUACCAACAUCUAA
Messenger RNA from Fimicolochytrium jonesii, 3165 nucleotides. RefSeq lists its product as uncharacterized. The transcript has 8 exons. Gene Ontology annotation, biological process: phospholipid translocation. Lineage: Eukaryota; Fungi; Chytridiomycota; Chytridiomycetes; Spizellomycetales; Powellomycetaceae. The record is from RefSeq and is a predicted model, not a curated record. Gene Ontology annotation, cellular component: plasma membrane. Gene Ontology annotation, molecular function: magnesium ion binding; ATP hydrolysis activity; ATPase-coupled intramembrane lipid carrier activity. Bases 1 to 3165 code for a protein of 1054 amino acids.